ACUUCGUUAAUCAGGGGUAUCGCAGUACGAUCUCUUUAAUUCUUAAUGAUAUCAGGUUAAGCUCUGCGUUUAUUCGACAACAAGGGCAAAGUUGGUGGAUGAAUGUAACCGACGCCAUUCUUAAUAACACCACACUCGCAACAAUCUUCUUUUCUUUCGACAAAUUGAAAACCGUGAUAAGAGAAAUAUCUCUAAAGAUUCAAGUCCCAUAACACUGCCACAUCCAAGAUUAUGGUUUGCGAAAAGGAAUUUGAGUUUGCGUUAAAAUGAGGUCAUAGUAGGCUUAGAAAAUAUCUCAUUUUAUCCUUUUUGCAUUGGUAAACAUCAUUCAGGAAAAGAGAAUCGAAAACAGUUUAAGGUAUGAGCAGUAACUUUACGGAAGUGUUUAAAGAGACAGGUUGUUACUUCAAUAGGUGAUAUUAGUAAGCGAACUUAUACAAAAUCAAGCGAUUUGUUACGAAAGAUUUCAAGAGCGUGUUGUUGAAACCAUGGAAGGAGAAUUGAGCAGAGAAAGCACGAUUGCGUUGCCAGAGAUAUCGAAGGAAAACACUUCUUUCAGUAAUGAUGGACGAUUAGGACACACAAUCCGACUGCCUAGUAUAUGCGAGACGGUGACUUCGUAUUACUCCGACAACUCCAUGACGAGUUACGACGCAAGCGAAUUCGGGGAAGUUUGGGGAGUACCAUCCGAGUUCGGUUUUACUGAGGAAGAUAGUAUUAGUCAUGGAUGGCCUGAGAGGAGAAAAGAUGCAAUGCUCGAAGAGGAAGAGGAGCGGGAAAUUGAACAGAGAGUUCAAAAGGAAUUCAAAGAAGAGUUCCAAAAAAUUAAGAUGCAAGCCAGGGAGAAACAAGUUAUUAUAAGGAAGAAAUUUAAAUCGAAAAUCAAUAAAGCGCGGGCAGCUUUGCUGACAGCACGAAUCAACGCCGAGAAAGAAACCAUAAACAAGUUGGAAAAAGAAGCAGAAAGAAAAGAAGCCGAGGUGUUGCAAAGAAGAUUUAAAAGAAAAAUGGAGUCGAACUCUAAUUGGGACUUAAUAAAGGAUCCUGCAGAUAUAACACACAAUAUGAAAGAUCUUGCGGCUUUACGGAAGAUACGGUCGGAGCUAGACCGAGCCAGAGCGCGUCGACGCUCUACCAUUGCAUCAACCCUGGUGGCGAAUCGACAUGGCAAGAUGACUCUGGACCCUCGCUUUAUGGACACAGAGAUAAAGAAACUCGAACGAGUUGACGAAAUUCAGAAACUUGUGCACGAGUUGCAGAGCCUGGGUCUAAAAGAAAAUGCCAACACACUAAUUUCCUCUCUUGUGAAUAAGAAAAGAUCAGAAGAACAGUUGAAAGAGAGCCUAAUCGAAGAGAGAAAUAAAGCGAAGAUGAGAGCGCUGGAGAGAAAGGAACAGGAAGUAAUGCGGUUACGACAGGAGAAGAUUGCGGGAAAAGAAGAGGAGGAGAGACUGAAGAAGCAGAGAGAGAAGGAGGAAAAGGAAAGGCUUGAAAGAGAGAGAAGAGCUAGGAUGAUGAAGGCGCUCGAGCGAAAGGCGUUUAAUCAGAGCCUGAAGAGGAGUCUGGAAGAAGCAAAGUUCGUCACGAGUUUAUCACGGCCAUACACGUACUCGUACUUUUAAAUGAGGCGCACUCCAUCUUUUGGGAAGAGAACCUGAAUGAUAACUGAAAAAGGUGUCUUAAGUGCUUCGAUUUACAGGAUUUGCAAAUAUAUCGCUUGAAGUAAGAGUAAGACAUGCUUAGCUUACGCUUAGUGUCAACCUGUAAAUAGCAUCCUGUACCCAGGGCCGUAGCGGGGGUGGGGCAUUCGUGGAACGCCCCCCCCCCUCCCCCCAAUAUUUUCAAAAACUUAAAGGAAAUGGGCAGUAGGGUCGUGGCUGUGCCCCACAACUUUCUUGAUGUUUCUGUUCCGUGCCCCCCCCCCUAUGCUUCAAGGCCUGCUACGGCUUUGGUACCAGUAUAUACUUCCCUACUGUUUCACAUUUUCUUAUCGUGUCACUCUAGGGAUUGUCCUAUAAAUACUAUCCGAUUAUUCACGAAUGGCUGAAUUGUCUCAAAAUGAAACUAAUUGUCUUUUUCCUGCAUUUCUAAUUUGCGAAGGCAGUCGUAGAGGCGAGUUUUUUAUCAUUUGUGUCUGCCUUUGGCAAAAACCUCUAAUGAGCAAAGUUCGUUGCGCUAUUGAGGCGCAAAAGAAUGGAGCUGUCUUUGAUAUGCAAUAGGAAAAGAUAGUUCUCAUAAACGUUUACGCACUUACGUACUUGAGUAUCUGUUUCUGUUUCUAUCCAUUCUUUGUGUAUUGUCUAGUCUAUAUGUACUUUUAUUGUUUUAUUCUGUGUGUAGUUUGCACAGGAUUCCAAACAUCAGCUUAGCUGAACUACACAGAACACUGUUGCAAAUUAAAAGUCAAUGAUACGAAGAUA
This is a messenger RNA of Nematostella vectensis (starlet sea anemone), 2420 nucleotides long. Its product is annotated as trichohyalin. Lineage: Eukaryota; Metazoa; Cnidaria; Anthozoa; Actiniaria; Edwardsiidae. The transcript has a single exon. Bases 489 to 1622 code for a protein of 377 amino acids. The record is from RefSeq and is a predicted model, not a curated record.